UCUAUUUUUUUUUCUAUCUUCAACUUUCUUCUUUCUCUCUUACAAUAUUAAUAUUAAUAAUAAUAAUAAUAAUCUCUACGAUCCCAAAUCAAAACCGCUUUUACCUUAACCGAAAUUCACCACUCUCACAGAUCUCUCUCAAUCUCAUAUCCAUCAAGCUCGUUUAUUCCCUUUUUCUCCAAUCGCUUCUUUAGGGUUUCUACGAACCACUUUCCUUUCUUCUCAUUUAAGGUGAACUUCUCGGUUAUGUUUGAGACUUUGAGUUUGAUUGCUCAAUAAUUAGGAAUAGUUGUGAAAUGUGGUGAUGAAUGGUCAAAAACAAUGGAAGAAAACUACUGUUUUGUAUGAAAUAUGCUAAUGAGAAUGGUGUUUUGGAUGAGUGGCAGCAUACAGUUAUAGCUAUAAUUUGUUAUGAGAUACCGGUGUCCUUAAUUUUUAUUAUGAAUAAGGGUUGAUAAUGUUGAAAUGAUGAUAAUGAGAUGGGUUGUCGGGAAUUUUCUGCUACAAGAAAGUCAUUUUAAAUAUAUCACUGUAUGUAAUUCCUGAAUGGUUUAAUAACAUUUAAGGAAGAGUUCAAUCCUGCUCUCCUCCUCUGAAAUUUAGUGGCCUUUCAAUUGGCUUGAAUGACCGUGUUGCGACAACCAGCCUAUGACUUCAAGCAUGUUGGGUGGGGAGCGAAGGUGGACCUCUUCCACCAGAAGAGGUGGUAUGACUGUGUUAGGGAAAGUUGCAGUUCCAAAACCUAUAAACUUACCUAGUCAGAGGUUAGAAAAUCAUGGUCUGGACCCAAAUGUGGAGAUUGUACCCAAGGGUACCCUUGGCUGGGGCAGUAAAUCAUCAUCUCCUGCAUCAAAUGCAUGGGGGGGUUCUUCUCUGUCUCCCCCAAAUGCCAAUGCUGGGGCUAGUUCGCCCAGUCAUCUCAGUGCCCGUCCAUCAUCUGGUGGAAGUGGCACGCGACCUUCAACUUCUGGCAGUGAUAGGGCUUCCGAAGUAACUACUAGUGCAUGGGGGUCAAGCUCCCGGCCUUCAUCAGCAUCGGGGCCACCAACAUCAAAUCAGUCUUCACAGACAUCAUUGCGUCCUCGCAGUGCUGAAACAAGACCUGGUAGUUCACAAUUAUCAAGAUUUGCUGAAAAUGUGGCUGAAAAUUCAGUAGCUUGGAGUGGAUCUAGAACUACAGUGACACUGGGAAUUACACAACGCAAGAAUGAUGAUUUUUCUUUGAGCACUGGAGAUUUUCCGACUCUUGGUUCCGAGAAGGACAAAUCUGUACAUGAUGUUGAGUUGCAAGAUCAUGGUUCUCAUAUUCGGCCAGGCUCAUCUUCUGGACUUGGGAAAGAGAAAAAUGAGACCUCAACUGUCGAUGAUUGUCAUGCUAAUGCGAAGGGUGAAAUUGUAAAUUCAUGGAGAAGAGACUAUCAGGCUUUCAAUGAGGAUUGUAUGAGGCCUGGAAUAGAGAAAUGGCAUGGGAAUCUCCAGCCUUAUCCUAAUGCUGUUAUUCCACCUCAGCACUUUGAUGUUUGGCGUGGUUCUCCAGUAAAUAACCAUCGUGAUAUUUGGUUCAGAGGUCCACCUAAUGGUCCUCCUUUUGGAACUCAUGUUGCUCCAGGUGGCUUUCCAAUUGAACCAUUUCCAUUUUAUCGUCCACAAUUUCCACCUACCGGUCAUGCUAAUCCACCUCAAGUUCCUCCUCCUGGAAGCGGUCCAAGAGGGCAGCAUAAUAAUGGAGAAAUCUACAGGCCUCAUAUGCCUGAUGCUUACAUUCCUCCAGGUAUGCCAUUGAGACCUGGUUUUUUUCCUGGCCCAAUGGCCUAUGAAGGCUACUAUGGUCCUCCAAUGGGCUAUUGUAAUUCAAACGAACGAGAUGUCCCUUUCAUGGGAAUGGCAGCUGGAGCCUCUGUUUAUAAUAGGAACCCAAGUCAGAAUCCUCCUGAGCCUGGCAAUUCACAUGGUAGGUCUGGUGGACAUGAUCCUGCAGCGAAGUCAUUGGCCUCAGAACCGGUAGAAUCCAGUCAUACUCCUGAUACUGUCGGACCCUACAGGGUUCUUCUUAAGCAACACAACAAGUGGGAUGGAAAAAAUGAACCAACAAAGGAUUCAUUAACAACAAAUACAUCAUUUGUCAAUGCGAGGGACCAACCGACAAUGUCUGUCCAAGAGAAUGAUCAUAUUAGGAACACGGAGAUGGAUUUAAGGAGGACAAGUGCUCAUGGCAAAGAAGCUUCUUCUCAAACAUUGGGAAAUCAAGGAUCUAGUUUGGUCAAUAAUGCCAAAUCACUUGAAAACACAGAAAGCUUUAAUAAAUUUGAUAAUAUUGCGGCAAGGAAAAGGGAUGGUGUAGCUUCUAAUACACUAGAAACUUCCCCAAGAUUGCCCACCCCUAAAGAUUCCUCUCUGAUUCAGAAAAUUGAGGGUUUAAAUGCAAAAGCCAGGGAUAGUUCAUCUACUAAAAGUAAAGAGGAGAGGAGGAAUAAGUUUCAUGCUGGUAGCCAUGCAGAAAAUGAAUUCGGUGCUGGUGUUGUGUUUCCUGAGACAACCGUUGCCACUGAAGUUAAAAAUCCAACUGCUCGUGGAGUGAGUGCUUUUGGAGGCGAAAAUAGUUUUGAAUCAUCAUCUCUCGGUGGAACAGCUACAUCUAGGCAUAUUUCUCAUGGCAUGCAAGGAAGAGGCAAUCAUCGUAAAGGAAGACUCGAUACUCAAGAUGCUGAUGAUUGGCGAAAGAAAUCUGGGGUCAUAGAUUCUUCAACUUCAUCAGGUGCUGCACAGUUGGAUUCUUCUAACAUUCUUGUUGGUGAGCAUCAAAUAUCUGUUGAUGCGUAUGAAAGGUCCGGGUCCUAUAGCCAAGUUGGGCGUAAAGGAGAAUCUAUGCAAACCUCGGCUGAUAGCCAUGCACAGAAUGCUAAAACAAAAGAGUUAGCCAAGCAACGGACUAAGCAACUGCUGGAGGAAGAGGUUGAGCGGCCUAAAAAGCAAAACCCUAAAAGUCUAGUGAAGUUAGAUGAAGUAAACAGGCGCACACAAGCCGUGGCAGGGUCAACACAGAAAGAUUAUAAUGCAAAUUCUGCCCUACAGAGUAAGCAAGAAGAAUUUCAACCUUCUGAAUCAGCAACAGUAUUGGGCAAAUCUGGAGCAGCCGCUUCAUCUGUAAUGCCUAGUGACAAUGAUGCUUCUCAGAUUAGCGAUACCAACAUAGUUGAAAAACAACCCAUCUUGUCUGGUGAAACACAAACACCUUGUGGUGAUGCCACUAAUGCCUUACAGAUUCACAACAAUGUUGCGUCAAGGCAGAAAAGAGCGAGCUAUAAACAUAAACAUAGUCUUUCUCAAGAGAAGACUUUGAAUGUUUCUACAGCCUCAACUGCCCCAGAAGUUGAGAAUCACACAGUGGCUUAUGUUAGUGUAUCUUCCGGCAUUGCUACUGCCGUGAAUGAAGUUAGUUCAGCCUUUGUCUCUGGCGUACCCAUGAAUUCAACUUCUAUGGUUGAGUCAUCUGUAAACCAGAAAAAGAAGCAUAACAGGAAUAGCAAAAACAAACAGAAAGUUGAAGAGACUUUGUCCUCGGCUACAUUACCAUCGGCAAUACCAAAAGAAGUCAAUCUUUCUAGAAGAUCUGUUGAAAAUAAAUCCAGGGAAGACGUCGAGUUAGAUCAGGGCUCACUUCAGUCAUCGUCCUUACCGAAAGAUUCAAAUCAGUAUUCUGACCAAAGAUAUAUAGAAAAUGAAGAAUCCUACGGUAGAAUGAAUAGCCAGUUGAAAUCACAACAUUCUCGUAGGAUACCAAGAAACAUGCAGGCUAAUAGACAGGCUGAGAAAUCCCAUGGGAGUGAUGGUUUGAUGUGGGCACCUGUUAAACCAUCAAACAAGAUAGAGAUUGUGGAUGAAUCAAGUGAGAAAAGUAAAAUUGAGGCAAUUGUUCCUGCAAAGAGUGAUCAGCAGGUGCAUAAUUCGAAAAAUAAGAGGGCUGAAAUGGAGAGAUAUAUUCCAAAACCUGUUGCAAAAGAAAUGGCUCAGCAAGGAAGUUUACAACAAACGGUGUCCUCAGUAACUCAAGCUCCAACGGAUGACUGUAUUGAAAAAGCUGAUUCAGGCCCUCAAGGCCCCCAGAUAACUCGGCAUGCUAUUUCCGGUGUUGGAAAAGUGGGUUCUGUAAUGGAAUCUAAAAAUGGAGAUAACAGGCAGACCAGGGCUUGGAAGGGAAAAGCACAUGGUUCAUGGCGGCAAAGGAAUUCAACAGAAUCAUAUGAUGUGUAUGACAUGCAAGAUGGAUUGGACCAUGGUUCAAACUCCUAUCAAAAUCUGAUGCCGAUGGAGCGUCAGCAAGUGCAGAUGUCUGAAACAAGCUCGUCGAGAGGAUAUUCUAAGCAUGGUAAUGACACUAGUAAACCUGAUGGCUUAAACAAUUCAGACAAUCAUGAUUCAGCUGUUCCUGUUAUUAAAGAUCAUAAAGCAAUGGUCAGGGAGAGGCAGGUUUCUUUUAGACGACAGAAGGGCACAGGGGUAAAUCAUGAUGUUGAUCAAAAGAAAAAUGCUGGGGACACAAGUAAAACUGAAACAUUGUCAUCAUUGUCUGAGCACAAUCAACCAGAUGACAAUGCUGUUGCAAAAGAAAGUAUGUCAUCUCAUUGGCAACCCAAAUUCCAGGCAUCAAAUAAUCAGAGAGGAAACAGACCCAAGAAAAAGGAGUCUACUCAUGCUGGUGUAUCAUUUCCAGAUGGUCAAGACAAGGAGUCUGGCACUCUUAUAACACAACCUGGCAGCCAAUCAGUUACCGAGACGAGCAAGGGUGGAGAUGCCUCAAAUUUAGGGAAUCUGAAGACUGUAAGAGAGAGUAGAAAUGCUCCACCAAAAGGCUAUCCCCACUCCUCAAAUCAGGUAGCUGCUAGCUCAAGUGAGCAGGCUCCAACAGGUAUGGAUUUUAGGAAUCAGCAACGGCCAUCAUCUGGAGGUCGCAGAAAUGGAAACCAAAAUCGUUAUGGAAGGGGACAUGAAUCUCAGGGAGAUUGGAAAACAGCUGCGCAAGAUGACAUGCAUCAUCAUAACCAUCCUGCUAACCGGCAAAGACAAGGUCCAAACUUUCAUAAUCAUUAUGAGUACCAAACUAAUGGGCCACAUGUUGGUGACAACAAAUCAGACAACUAUGAACGACCUAAAGAUGGUAAUUAUCAGGCUGGGGGAAGAUUUAGAGAGAGAAGUCAAACUCACUUAAGACGAGGCGGUGGAAACUUCUCUGGCCACUAGUUAGAGUGGUAGUUUUGAUUAGAAGCUGUUAAUGAGUAGUUGUUCUAUUUCAAGAUGGUUUUUGUGCUCCAUCAGAAGCCCAUACAUAUAUAUUGGUGCUUUGUUCAGUCAUAUUGGAGUAUAUGUAGUUCAGGUUUUGGAUAAGUUAAGUUUUGAAAGGUAAAUGCAGUUGCAUCAGUUAUGUUCUGAUGGUCGGUAGGCAUUGGGCAGGGAACAAUGAAGAUGACGCCUUCUUUUUUUGGGGCUGGGGAAAAAGUUUGAUGUUCUGUGCCCUGUGAUUUAUUAUUCUUCAUAUGUAUCUGAAUGAAAAUAGUAAUUUAUUUGAUGGCAUGGCUUUUGUUUUUCGUUUCAUCAA
Molecule: messenger RNA, 5593 nt
Organism: Trifolium pratense (red clover)
Lineage: Eukaryota; Viridiplantae; Streptophyta; Magnoliopsida; Fabales; Fabaceae
Product: protein MODIFIER OF SNC1 1
Exons: 11
Coding region: 649-5238 (1529 amino acids)
Biological process (GO): epigenetic regulation of gene expression
Source: RefSeq, a predicted model, not a curated record